Molecule: messenger RNA, 3497 nt
Organism: Phyllostomus hastatus (greater spear-nosed bat)
Lineage: Eukaryota; Metazoa; Chordata; Mammalia; Chiroptera; Phyllostomidae
Gene: UVRAG
Product: UV radiation resistance associated
Exons: 15
Coding region: 206-2305 (699 amino acids)
Biological process (GO): SNARE complex assembly
Cellular component (GO): endosome; lytic vacuole
Molecular function (GO): SNARE binding
Source: RefSeq, a predicted model, not a curated record
GUUGCACUGCGGUAAUAUGGCUCUUCCUUAGCCCGCGGCGGCGGCGGCGGCGGCGGCGGCGGCGGCGCCCGGAGGUGGGGUAGAGCAGUUCUGCCCCUCAGGUGGCGGGUGCUUGGGCUGCAGGGGUUUUGCAGGUUGUGGCUGAGCAAUAGUUGCGGAUGCCGGAGGAGCACUGGCCUUGCCGCUUGGCGGCCCCUGGGUCAAGAUGAGCGCCUUGGUGUCGAUCGGGGGCCCGGUUCCCCCGCCGCCCCCAGGCCCGGCCGCCGCGCUGCCUCCAGGUUCUGCAGCGCGGGCCCUGCAUGUGGAGCUGCCGUCUCAGCAGCGUCGUCUUAGACAUCUUCGGAACAUUGCUGCCCGGAACAUUGUGAAUAGAAAUGGCCAUCAACUCCUUGAUACCUACUUCACACUUCACCUGUGUAACACUGAAAAGGUACACAAAGAAUUUUAUAGAAGUGAAGUGAUUAAGAAUUCCUUGAAUCCAACGUGGCGGAGUCUGGAUUUUGGAAUAAUGCCGGACCGUCUUGAUACGUCUGUGUCCUGUUUCAUGGUGAAGAUAUGGGGUGGGAAGGAGGAUGCCUACCAGCUGCUGAUCGAGUGGAAAGUUUGCUUGGACGGACUCAAGUACUUGGGUCAGCAGAUUCAUGCCCGCAACCAAAAUGAAAUAAUUUUUGGGCUGAAUGAUGGCUACUAUGGUGCUCCAUCUGAACAUAAGGGUUAUUCAAGCGCUCAGAAGAAUGUGCUUCUUCAGGUGGAUCAGAACUGUGUGCGCAAUUCUUACGAUGUUUUCUCUUUGUUGCGGCUUCAUAGAGCCCAGUGUGCAAUUAAACAGACUCAGGUAACUGUUCAGAAAAUUGGAAAGGAAAUUGAAGAAAAACUAAGACUCACAUCUACAAGCAAUGAGCUGAAAAAAGAAAGUGAAUGCCUGCAAUUAAAAAUUUUGGUGCUUCGGAAUGAACUGGAAAGACAAAAGAAAGCUUUGGGACGGGAGGUGGCGUUACUGCAUAAGCAGCAAAUUGCACUGCAGGACAAAGGAAGUACAUUUUCAGCUGAGCACCUUAAGCUUCAACUCCAGAAGGAAUCCUUAAAUGAGUUGAGGAAGGACUGUACUGCAAAAAGAGAACUCUUUCUGAAGACUAAUGCUCAGUUGACAAUUCGCUGCAGGCAGUUACUGUCUGAACUUUCCUACAUUUACCCCAUUGAUUUGAAUGAACAUAAGGAUUAUUUUGUAUGUGGUGUCAAGUUGCCCAAUUCUGAGGACUUCCAAGCCAAAGAUGAUGGAAGCAUCGCCGUUGCCCUUGGUUACACCGCACAUUUGGUCUCCAUGAUUUCCUUUUUCCUGCAAGUGCCCCUCAGAUACCCUGUCAUUCACAAGGGGUCUAGGUCAACAAUCAAAGACAAUAUCAAUGACAAGCUGACAGAAAAGGAAAGAGAGUUUCCAUUAUACCCAAAAGGAGGGGAGAAGUUGCAAUUUGAUUACGGUGUCUAUCUUCUGAACAAAAACAUAGCACAGCUAAGAUAUCAACAUGGACUUGGGACUCCAGACUUGAGGCAAACGCUUCCUAACCUGAAAAACUUCAUGGAACAUGGACUACUGGUCAGGUGCGACAGACAUCACACCUCCAGUGCAAUCCCUGUCCCGAAGAGACAAAGCUCCAUAUUUGGGAGUGCAGAUGCAGGCUUCUCUGGGGGCAUCCCAUCACCGGACAAAGGACACCGAAAACGGGCCAGCUCAGAGAACGAGAGACUGCAGUACAGAACCCUUCCCCCCAGCUACAACUCAGCAUUGGCACAGCCUGUGCCCGCCAUCCCCUCCCUGGGAGAAUCCGAGAGAAAGACAACAUCCCUGUCCUCCUCCUUGGAUACCUCCUUGGACUUCUCCAAAGAAAACCAGAAAAAAGGAGUAGAUUUGGGUGACAGCUUAAAUGGAGGCCACAUGGGUGGAAAGACUAGCCAAGAACAAGGAGAAGCCCUCUCUGGGCAUCCAGCCACAGUAAAUGGCUCUCUCCUGCCCAGCGAGCAGGCCGGCUCUGCCAGUGUGCAGCUGCCGGGGGAAUUCCACCCAGUCUCGGAUGCUGAGCUCUGCUGUGCUGUGGAGCAAGCCGAAGAGAUCAUCGGGAUGGAAGCCACGGGGUUCACCUCGAGUGACCAGCUGGAGGCAUUUAACUGCAUCCCAGUGGACAGUGCUGUGGCGGUGGAGUGCGACGAACAAGUUCUGGGAGAAUUUGAAGAGUUCUCCCGAAGGAUCUAUGCACUGAAUGAAAACGUGUCCAGCUUCCGCCGGCCACGCAGGAGUUCUGACAAGUGAGGUGAGCAGGCAGACCGUAAGACCAGGACAGGGUCACUGCCUGAAAGGAAGAUAAAGCUGCACUGGUUACCCUUGGUAAUAAUUAUGGCAUAAAAUAAAUAUUAAUGGAGGAUAUUCCUCAGAAAAACAGACCUUGUGAAUCUAGGAGGGACUCGAGAUCAUGUGUAUCCAUGGGCCAGACAAGUUAGAUUUUGCUUGCAAGAUGUGCUUUUCAGGCCUGACGAUUGUUUUAAAGCAAAAGUCACUCUAGCUCGAGUCACCUUCGAGGUAUUUGUCUGCUUUUUUAUUUACACUUCUAUGUUAUCCUCAGAGGGAAGAUGAUAAUAUAUAAAUAAUAUAAUGAACUCAACUUUAGUUUCUCAAGCAUUUGCCCUCACUGCAGUUUAUAAGACUUUGGGAAAAGGGAAUAUUUAGGAAAAGGUUUCUACCAUUUACUGAAGGAUCUCUGGCCAUCCAUUCAGCUGAUGAAUAAGAAGCACAACAGUCUCCUGAGACCCAGGCCCCUGCCCCCAGUCCCCACCAGCAACCUGUAGCCCCCACUGUUGCCCCAUCUCACAGUGGGUGGGUCGUGCACCCUGAAACUCGAGGACGUCGGAUUCACUGGUUCUUUAAUGCAGUAGCUCUGACCUUCCACCUCUUUCAGUCAGCCACACCCUUGACGUCGCCCUCAAAUUACAUGAAAAAACCCUCACUUCUGGUGGAUCCCAGGGAACCCUCCAGGACCCCAAGGUUGCAAUAGUCAGAUGGCAUCCAAUGCCCUUUGAGGGCCCAAGUUUUCACAUGGGCACACGUUGGCAUCAAAACUAGGCAUGCUUUCUGGCAAUGCACUCACCAGACAAAACCCCUAUAUGUAAAUCUGUGUUAAUUUAAUUUAUUAAAUUUCAGUUGGAAAGGAAGACACUGUGUGUGAUGAAAUACCUGCAGAGUCGGGCUGUCUGGCGUGCAGAGUGCGCGGCAGCGGAGGCAGCUGAACUGAGACUGGAUGAGGCGUGGAGCGCUGUCGGGGGGUGUGCGAUUGCACACGUGUUAGUGUUCGAAGUCCGGUUGGCGUUCCUGAGCGCCAAUUUCAUUUGCUAUUGCUUUAUAUUUUAUAUGCCCAAGGACAUCGCCUCAGGGUUGCAAGCUCUUUAAGGAAAAUUUAUCCAUAUAUAUCUAUGUAUUGUAUAGAAGAAUAAAAAUUGUGUGUACUUCA